Messenger RNA from Corticium candelabrum, 1350 nucleotides. RefSeq names its product large ribosomal subunit protein uL24m-like. Gene Ontology annotation, biological process: translation. Bases 86 to 643 code for a protein of 185 amino acids. Gene Ontology annotation, cellular component: mitochondrion; ribosome. The transcript has 5 exons. Gene Ontology annotation, molecular function: RNA binding; structural constituent of ribosome. The record is from RefSeq and is a predicted model, not a curated record. Lineage: Eukaryota; Metazoa; Porifera; Homoscleromorpha; Homosclerophorida; Plakinidae.
AGGCGACGAGUUGCAAUCAUCGAAUUAGAUAACGCAUGCGUAACAGCUGGGCUGAGUGCGUCUAACGCACGUUACGUUGUAAGACAUGCCUCGUCCGUGGACUGCUACUGCGAAGAGACUGCGAACGUUGAGGGGAAUCAAACGAAAACCUCCUGAACCUAUAAGAAGGUGGAAAGUAGUGCGAGGAGAUUGGGUUGAAGUUUUGGUAGGAAAGGAUAAGGGUAAGCAAGGGAAAGUCAUUGACGUCGACAGAUCUCUCAACAGAGUCUUCGUGAAAGGUCUCAACACGCAUCAGCGAUACAUUCCACCACAUGGAGAAUUCAAGGGAAAUUAUGUUGCGAGCGAAGCUCCUCUCCAUUACUCAAACAUUUCUCUAGUAGAUCCGGGCAACAUGCAAGCAACUAAAGUGGGUUAUAGAUAUUUGGAAAGUGGAGAGAAAGUGAGGGUGUCUAAACGGACGGGAAGGAUUAUUCCCAAACCCGUGGAAGCAUCAGAAAGGAAAGACUUUAAGACAAGAAGUGGAUAUGUAGAAGGAAGAAAAGAUACUAAAGCCGACGAUGUGACCAAGCGAACGUAUACGCCAAGCCUCCAGCUUUUCGAGGAAGAAAUCUUAACUAAAUUGGGUCCACACCCACCACAGUGACAUCCAUCUGUAAUAGCAGAUUAUUAUUUAUAGUCUCCAUGCUUGUAAUAGACAUGUAGUGUACCUACUGAGCAUCUUCUGAAACAGAAAGAAAUGAUAUACUGUAAAUCAAGAAAAUUUCAAAGUCCAUCAAUUUUUGCUGCUUUCUCCCUCAAACAGCCAAAAUUAAAUGACAGGGAUAUACAUUGCUUCUGAUCACUAACACAAGCAUGGAGCCCCACCCUGUUGUCAUGAGAUAGUACAGUGUAGUGUACCUUCAGUACUUCAGUACUAACUCCCCCUCUCCCCCCUGAAACAUCUCCCCCUGAAAACAAAUACUCGCGAUCAUGUUUCUAAGUGCAAUUGGCUUGCUGUCAGGUGUUACAAAUGCUACUUGUCAAAAUAUACAAUAGCAAUAGCAUAGGCAAAAAUUAAAAUCUGACAAAACAUUUACAGGCAAAAGGAGAAAUUUUUAAAUGGUGAAAUUUUCUUGAUUUACAGUAAUACUGUACAUCCAGAAAUUUUUGUAAGCAUGAAAUUUUUGUUAUUUUUGUAGAUACCCAGCUGUACUAAAAUAACAUGAAUACUAAAAUUUAGAGAUAGAUGCACUUGAAUUCAGCUACAGUACAGUACCGAUGUCCUGUACUAAAAUAACAUGUACAAACUAAACUACUUCAUGGGCAGAAGUAUUAAUUAAGAUUUAUGAGUAUUGAAGUGUUUUAAUAUGA